UUUUAAAGGUGUCUGCCGCUGCUUCAGAGCCACCGUCUCUGCCUCUCUCUCUCUAGCGCUUUGAAAUCUCUCCAAGAUCAGUGGGAGGGAGAGAGUAAAGGACCUUAUCGUUAAUAUGGCAACGCCGGAAGUUCCACUCCGCUACGUCGGAGUCGAUCGGAGCUCUGCCGCCUUCCGCCUCAUGAAACAAAUGGGAUGGGAAGAAGGCGAAGGGCUUGGAAAAGAAAAGCAAGGAAUCAAAGGAUAUGUAAGGGUGAAGAACAAGCAGGAUACUUUAGGUAUAGGAACAGAUAUACCAAAUGCGUGGGCUUUUGACACCACUCAGUUUGACAGUAUCCUCAAGAAACUGAAAGUGCAAGUGAUUGAAAAAACAAAGGAUGAAGAUGAUGAGAUAGAUAGAAAUGAAGAUGCUGAAAAACCCAGCCCUUCUAAGGACAAAAAGGAGGCAGUUGCUAAGGUUACUCGACCUCAAGGGAGGUAUAAAAAAAGAGAAAAGGGAAAGACUGUUCGUGCAUAUUCCUCUCAAGAUCUUGAAGGAAUUCUUGUGAACAAGUCCAAGGCUACAGAGACCUGUAAUGCUCCAGAAGCAUCACAGGACGAAAAGUCAAUUGAAACCAGUCUUCCAGAUGAAGAAGGAAAAAAUCAAGAUGUUCCCAUAGAUUGGUGGGGCUUCAAACUUGGGUUUGUCGUUGGAGGUAUGCUUGGUGCUGAAUCUCGGAGAAAGAAGUCCCUUGAGAGGACCAUGUUCAAUGAGGAUGAUCAAGAAAAUCUUUACAACCUUGCUCAGGGCACAAAGACAUCUGGAAAACAAGGGCUUGGUAUCAAGGACCGUAAAAAGAAAAUUGCAGGCUGCUUCUUUGAAGGGAAAAAGACUACUUUCGGUGAUAGCGACGGGGAGGAUUCUUCUGAUUCACAUAGUGGAGUGCAAAGGAAACACGAAAAAUUGGAGGUGGAUGUGGAUCCUGCACCGAGGCCAAAACUGAAGAAACUGUGUAGACAGCUUCUUGGACAGGCACCUGGGGAGUCAUUGAAGCUGAAGCAGCUUAAAGUACUUGUUGAUGAACAUUCACCUUUGAUGUUUUCCAACUUAUCAAAAGAAGAGGCUCUUACAUUUUUAAUACAGAAGCUUGAAAACAGUGAUAGGUUUUCAGUGAAGGGGAAGAACGUCUUGCUGGUGAAAAGAACUUGAUAUAAUCUAUAUCACAUAACCAUAUUUGUCAACCAAGUACGGGGGUCGCAUAAUCCUGCGGGUUUUACUGUACGUCCACCACUGGAGAAGAGUCGAUAAGAAGAUAGGCCGUGUUAAAAAAAAGUCAAAGAGUUGUUUAUUUGAGUAAUUGAGUAACAGUGAAGGUGUAUUGCAUCAUAUAUUUAGUACUAUAGCAGAGGAAUUUGUCUCUGUUAUAAUUUUGCUUGAAACAAUUUUGUGUAGGACAACUUCCCAUUUUUGAUUAAUAGAAUAAUGUCGUAGUAACA
Molecule: messenger RNA, 1476 nt
Organism: Salvia splendens (bonfire salvia)
Lineage: Eukaryota; Viridiplantae; Streptophyta; Magnoliopsida; Lamiales; Lamiaceae
Product: G-patch domain-containing protein 1
Exons: 12
Coding region: 116-1189 (357 amino acids)
Cellular component (GO): nucleolus
Molecular function (GO): nucleic acid binding
Source: RefSeq, a predicted model, not a curated record